AUGAAGUGUGUUGUUCUGUUGCUGAGUCUGCUCUCGGUGGGACGCUCAGCUCCUGUGAGCAGCUGUGACACUCUGAUAAACCCAAUAACUGUCAACACGGAUGAGAUAUUGGGAAAAUGGAUGUAUGUUGGGGGAAGCUCUGACCUCCCUGGAAGCCGUUCCCUGGCCUUCCUGCUGACCAGCGCCUGGGUGAAUGUUACUACAACUGCCAACAGUAACGUCCUCAAUAUCCUGCAGACUCAGAGAAUAAAUGGUGACUGUUCGAGCAUGACGUAUGAUGUGGUCUUUGAAGACAGCACAAUGUUAAUCAAGGAGCCUUUUUACCUAAAGGAGGUCUACCUGCCAACUGGCUGCUCUGACUGUAUACUUGCUCAUGAAGAAGUCAUCUCUGGGAAUGAUACUUUUACCAGCCUUCUUCUAUUCAGCAGGAAAAUGAGUGUCUCUCCUGACGUUGUGGAGACGUUAAAGAAAGAAGCAGAAUGUCUCCGGAUGUCAUCACCCAUUAUGAUGGACCCAAACAACGAAAUCUGCCCUGACAACCUCCCGCCCUCAGAGGGGCUCAGUAUCCUCAACAGCUUAUUAGAAAACAAGAUGGCACAUCGAGUUGCGAGAGUCCUGGAUGUUCUUUUUGAUGUGUUUGUGAACUGGUAG
Molecule: messenger RNA, 651 nt
Organism: Pundamilia nyererei
Lineage: Eukaryota; Metazoa; Chordata; Actinopteri; Cichliformes; Cichlidae
Exons: 6
Coding region: 1-651 (216 amino acids)
Source: RefSeq, a predicted model, not a curated record